Alternaria rosae is the source of this 1329-nucleotide messenger RNA. Its product is annotated as class I glutamine amidotransferase-like protein. The transcript has 3 exons. NCBI's taxonomy places the organism in Eukaryota, Fungi, Ascomycota, Dothideomycetes, Pleosporales, Pleosporaceae. Bases 215 to 910 code for a protein of 231 amino acids. The record is from RefSeq and is a predicted model, not a curated record.
GGCGUCUUCCAUAUAUCCGCUCCGGCUCGUUGUCUCCACCCGGUAUUUCAGGCAGCAACAUUGUUGCAACCACCAUUCGUUCGUGACAUCGAAGGCGGACCGCAGACACUCCGAGGGUCAAAAGUGUUUAGAAUCAUCUAGGGCGUUGCAGUGGAACGGGAAUUGAAGGUUCAUCCGUUUUCAAUUACAUCUCAAUCUUCCCAGUUCAGCAACGAUGUCCUCCACCCAAACCCCCAUCCGCGUCGGUGUCCUCUACGAAGGGACGCAAAUGACAGACCUCGCCGGCCUCGACCUCCUCGGCAACCUCACGCCUCAAACCAUCAACUUAAUAAUAGCCAUGAACCCGCAAUUCGCCUCCUUUGCACCCCAUGCCAUUCCCAUGACCUUCCUCUACAUAUCCUCCUCCAUGGACCCCGCCCACGUGACACCAGACAUGUACGUGCGACCCACGCACACCUACGCGACCGCCCCGCGCGACCUCGAUAUCCUUCUCCUCGGUGGCCCGAACCCAGCGACUGUCCAUGAAGAGAGCUUGGUGUUUUUGAAAGAGGCGAGUAAGCAGACGAAAGUCAUUCUUACCACGUGCACGGGAGGUAUGUGGUUGGCGAGGAGUGGGGUGUUGGAGGGGAAGAAGGCUACCACGAAUAGGGUCAUGUUGGGAAUGGCGAAGAAGAUGUUUCCUGGCACGGAGUGGGUGGACCGUCGGUGGGUUGUUGACGAGGGGUGGUUUGAUGGCGCGGAGAUUUGGACUGCUGGCGGUGCCGGGUGUGGUAUCGACAUGUUCAUCGAGUACACGUACCAGAACUUCGACAAGAAGAUGGUGGAGUUUGGGUGUGUGGGUUUGGAUUUCGACUUUGAAGGACGUAGCGAAUUCUACAAGGGAGCGCUGCCCGAUAUGACGAUGGCUUAAGAAUACGAAGAGCCCGGCUUUCCAGAAGACGUCGCGUAGAAGAACAUCUACACUUCAUAGGUGCUUCUGAAUUAUUCCACAGUUGUUCCAGUCCCGGCUCCGCCGUUUUCAAUAUGGGUAACAUUUUUUCGUGUUAGACGCCAUCUUGUGCUUUUGUUUUGAAAAGAAGGGCUAGGCACAGUCUCAUGCCACUUUUCAUCCUCUAAUUUGAGAGAAGGAAGUGCGAGGGCUGAUGCAAAGGGGAAGCAUCCGAAAACUCAUUUGCAUUAUAGGCCUCUCCCGCUGUGCCGCACGAUACUAUAGCGACACGUCCUUCGUUUUUCUCACUUCUCAUACAUAAUAAUACAGGUUUCGAUAGCCUUUCCUCCCACCUGAUCCUAAUAUCAAUAUGUAUCAAUUUUUAUUCUUAUUAUCUGCCA